CCCGGCCACACUUUCCCUAGCCGGCUACUCCGGGCGCGGCUCUGAUUGGCUGGCUCGUCCCUCCUCCCCCCCCCGCAAGGUUCGGGGGUGGAAGGUCGGGACGCCCCGCCCCCUGGUGCUGCGGCUCCGCGGUGGCUCUUUGGGCGCCUGGGCAGAAUGGGUUUGGACUGGAUAGGCUUUGGCUAUGCAGCAUUGGUUGCAUCAGGUGGAAUAAUUGGCUACGUAAAAGCAGGUAGUGUCCCAUCUCUAGCUGCUGGUCUUCUCUUUGGAAGCUUAGCUGGACUGGGUGCUUACCAGCUGUCUCAGAAUCCAAAGAAUGUGUGGCUUUCUCUGAUUGCAUCUGGAACACUGGCUGGAGUUAUGGGAAUGAGAUUUUACAACUCUAGAAAAGUCAUGCCUGCAGGAUUAAUUGCUGGUGCCAGUCUAUUAAUGGUCGGGAGACUUGGAUUGAAGAUGAUUGAAAAGCCCCAUGAUUCAUAAUUGUGACCAUCAUGUGACUUAAUGUGUCAACAGGAAGCCUGAAAAUGCAGCUACCUGAAUGUAUAGAGUACAUAACUGUUCUUACAUCAAAUCGUCUUUUUUUAAAAAAAACAUUGGGGAAAAUUGAUGGGAUGGGUGCGUACUAAGUAUACAAAAUUUCACUUGUUUUGGCAGUCAAUAUUUAUCCCUACUUUUGUGCUGGGAAGUUUAGGUUACUGUUGAUUUAAAUUUCUCUUAAUACAUUUUCAUUACUUCCAUUUUGAGCAGUCAAAAAAAUUGAGAAUAUAAGAGAGGGAAGUGGCACUAAACAUAAUAAAGAAAAUUCCCACUGUGGGCCAACAGGAGUACUUGGUCAAAUACAAUACAAAUAUAUAUAUGUAUAAUAUAGUUACUCUGCAUUAGGGAUCUGAAAGUGUAAAUGUGUAUAUGGUUACACACACGGGCCUUCUCCAACCCCAUGCUGCUGCCUCUGUAUCACAGGCAACAGUACGGAACAACAGGAAGGAGUCACCUCCCCUCCUUGCUGCUGCCUCAGAGACCGAGGCAGCAGCAUGGGGUGGGGGAGGUACUCCCCAUGUGUAAAGUGUAACCGCUGAAAUUACAUGUAUGCCUAACUAAACACUUUAACAUCCCCACUCUGCAUGCAAACUUUCAGUGAAUGCUUUACCCAACUGAAGUUUGUAAUAAUGUGUCUAAAGUCAGCUGAAUAUUUUACUGCAAAAUUAUGUUGAGCAAAAUGUCAUUUAAAGGAGAUUGAACUUUAUAUUAAUAAAAAGUGAGAAUUUGUAUUGCAAAACUAUAUCCUUUAUCAGAACAGCCUGGAUUCAGGUAGGUUUGUACACUUCCUGCGGCUUGUGUGUGUGGUUUUGGGUCGGUGGUUUUUUUUUGUUUUUUUGUUUUAAAUCUUUUCAGUGCACUAUUAUCCAUAUGCAGGCUUUGAUCAUGUAAAGAAAGAUGGGAAGAGAAGAGAAGACAUAAUUAAGUGUAUACAUUGUAUUACCACUGAAUUAAAGACUAUUUCAAGAAGAAA
Molecule: messenger RNA, 1510 nt
Organism: Pelodiscus sinensis (Chinese soft-shelled turtle)
Lineage: Eukaryota; Metazoa; Chordata; Testudines; Trionychidae
Product: transmembrane protein 14C-like
Biological process (GO): regulation of heme biosynthetic process
Cellular component (GO): mitochondrial membrane
Source: RefSeq, a predicted model, not a curated record